Molecule: messenger RNA, 3747 nt
Organism: Giardia duodenalis
Lineage: Eukaryota; Fornicata; Diplomonadida; Hexamitidae
Exons: 1
Coding region: 1-3747 (1248 amino acids)
Source: RefSeq, a predicted model, not a curated record
AUGUGCAGUCGGUGGGAGCAGCGUCUCUUCACCAAAGAAGUAGCUGAUGCUCUCCUGAUAGCUAAAGAUGCAGUUGAGUGCCCGGAAGCUGAACUUACACCCAUCUCCAAGCAUUUCAAUCUUGGUGGAUUAGACUAUGCUAUGUGCUUUAUCACUAGACAUAAAGGCAGUCAUCAGCAAGAGGAAUUGAAUAGGCACUGCUUUGGCUCUACCAGUGCCCGACUAGAGAACUGUCCUAGAAUGAACUCGCAUGAUAUCUCCGUCCUCACCCACUUUGGUCUCCCAUGCUCGUUUCUUCUCUACGCUUGUACGGACCGUUCUCUUGGGUGUCCACUGAAAACCUCUAUUCCCCCAAAAGAUACGGCAAAGGCAACAAAGCCCACAGAGUCACUUCUUCAAUUGCUUGAACUCCUUGUCUAUUCGGCUGCCACACAGGUACACCUGGAUCAGAUAUAUCCUUUUCUAAUUCAAGUCCCGAUUUAUCAACAGGGGCACUCUAUCGCCAUGUUUGCAUUGAGGGGUUGGUAUCGAUCUUGCCAUAUGUCCGGAAUCAUUAAUGGCAUGGGUAUAUCUUCCAGCUUUGGUGUGGGAGAGAUGAAAAGCUAUGACUGCCUUCAGAGUUCUCACGAAAGCACCGAAACACAUAGCGCUGACUCCCUCCACUCUGUGCACGCUCUUGCUUUCCUUCGAGAUACCAAAGAUGUUAUGCGUGGUCUGCCUAGAAGCUCAACCAUAGGGCCUGUUCCUCUGCUGUCGUGUUAUUAUACAGAUAUACUUGCUAGUGCCCCUAACUCUUUAUCUAGAACCCCCAGUCUCCCGUACAAUGGGCACCUAGUUCGACGAAUGGAUCUCUUGCAGAGGACACUAUCUUUUUCUGAUCUAAAAGACUUCGUCACCGACGCUCUAGGACGAAGCAAGUCUCAGCGACAUAUUGCAGCAAAGAAUUCUGCCAAGACAGCCCUUGUUUCUCUCUCGAAAUCGCUGAAGAUGAAUACGGACGAAAUUCUGUGGCCAUUGACAGAUAUCUUGCCGACUGACGUUAACAAGAACGUCUACCUUACUAACAUCUACCAAAACACCUAUAAGCAACCUUUUAAAUGCUACCUUAACGUGAUGCUCUCACGCAUCAUUCCAUUAGACUUUCCAUUGACAGCACACGUGCCGCGAAUGUACCUGAACAGCAUCGCCACAGGCAUCCCUAGCAACUUUGGAUCCGUGUGGAAGAUUUUUGCCAGAUGUCCUGCAGAGGCCUUCGUUCGAGGAAAGGCCAUUGAAUCAGUGGUUCUGCACUGCUAUGCAACCGAUUUUGAUCAAGAUUUCCUUACAACAUAUGCAAACAUUCUAUGCAGAGUACGCUCCAAUCUUGAAAGCGGGGUGUCUGUAUCUCUCCUUGGAAAAAAGACCCGCAGAGCUAACAUAGACACCUUUAGGAGGAAGCAUGUUAAUGACCCUGCCACCAAUUUCAAUAGUACCGACUGCAAAGGAUCUCUGUCAAAACAGACUGUGCUCUCCACCAAUGGCCAUAAGGAUCCAUACACCGUAUAUGUGAAAAAGCUAACUGAGUACAGACAGGCUCGUGCUCUGGAGCACAAACGUAAUACCAUAGUUAUAGGCGACUCCACUUUACCGGUUCUUCUUCCUGCUGGGAUACCGUUGCACAAUUCUCUGCACAUUUUAUCUCUUGCAAUACACUUUGGUCUAGCAGCUAUCGAGAGCUUCGGCGCUGCGAGUGCAGAUAUCGAUGAUGCACCUGUCUGGGCAUUUGCUCCCUUCUUUGCAGAGCUAUCUCAGACAGGCGAUCUCCAAAAGGCCGUGCCCGGGUGUGCAGCUGUGGCAAAUCUGUUGUCUGUAACGGAGAAGUAUCUGCAAUUUAGCUAUGGACAUACUGCACCGAGAAGCAUGGAGUCUGUAUCUGUAGAUUGUUCUGUCUAUAUAUCUCAUAAUACCACUCUGGCAGCUCUGGCUCUGGCAGAAGAACAGUCGGCUACACCGCAAGGAACAACCCAGACAGGGUCGGGCGAAAUAUUAGCGAGCCACAAAGUCCUAAAUACCAGCAUAGACUAUAUUCUUGGAUGUCACCAGGGAGCCAACACUACUGGGGAUAAUCACCACUGUGGACGCCGCCGCACACCCCUCAAAAAGCCUCCAUGCUACUCGUCUCCAUUGUCCCAGCAAUUCUACUCCCUACACAGCGAACUCUAUUGUCCUGAAAACUGUCUUCUUUGCAGAGUUGCCGGGGUGGCCUCUGGAAUUUCUGAGGCCCAGGGAGUUUUAGUACUAGUCAAGACGCUGAUUUCACGGCUCAUGGCCAUGUUUCACAGUGGAGACUCAAUACCCUAUGUUGGCUAUACAUUUGAGAUAACUCGGCACGCUACCAUAUACCAGGUACUGGCAAAGGCAAACCAAUGUCUUAGGCUCUAUCAGGCAUCUACUAGCAACAAUAGCAAUAGCAGCUCCAUGAGCUUUGAUGAUAGAGGAAAAGCAUUAACAAAGUUCGGGUUAAAUAAGGUCACAAUGAGCCUCCCUUCGCCAACGUUCCAUGAUCUUAAAAGCGAGCUCUCUAAGGAGCCACGGAAUACAAUGCUGUAUUCCUUAAUUUGUAAGAACUUUCUUUACUUUUUGCUGCAAGCAGGCGCUCAGCUAUUGGAGAGAACAAUUAGCGAGGAAGCAUUAGUCAAGGGGGUCUUGGAACACAUGCUGGCUCGUGGCGACUAUGCUGGAUAUGCACCAAAGAACCUUGUCAGUGCAUAUCCAUCCAUGUUCAAGGAGCCUUCUUACACAGACUAUCCUCCAAUACUCACCACUGAGGCGUUAGGCAUCAUUCCAAUAGGUAGAACAACAGGAAUCCUAACAUUUGUUCCGAAGACGAGCGCUGCCUUGACUGAGGAUGCCUCGUAUCUCUGCCUCAUUUACCCUUACCCCAAUAGCUUUGUGGAGCAAUGUGCACGGACCGUAAUCCGAGAGUUCGUGAAUCUGGAGAACGGACAAGAAAAAAGGACACUCUUAGAGAGAAUGCGGAUGUUACGUGAAACAGCACUGGAUCUAGACUUUUAUGACAUUGGCCUGCGUGCCUUAGAAAGCCUGUUUGUCUCUGAAAGCACCGAAUACAUUCUCUACACGCUUGCAUCCAUUCGGGCCAUCAAUUACGUGAUAGAGGUGUCUGAGGUUGGCUUCGAGGCUAUUAACGGAAUCCCUCUCUUCGACGCUUUACUCGAUUGCAGCCCUAGCUCUGAACAAGAGGACAGGGACACCAAGUAUAGCUGUCUAGCUUUUCCAGAGCUGCCUAGUGACAGAUUACUCCUCUUACCAUUUAGGGUCCAUAAAGGACAGCCUUCUUCAGAAGAGGACGUGUCGUUGAUUGCUAUGAAGAGGAGCAUAUCUCUCUUGAAGAAGAUGUGUGCUCCAUACUAUCGUAGGGAAUACAUUAUUGCGUGCUCCUCGCUUCUGAGUGAGAUCCUUGGGGUGCAACUGCCCUUGGCAUACACUAUGUGCCUUCAACCAGUGGCCCUGGAUCCCGGAGAGAGAGAUCUUGCAUUUAAAAGAAUAGAGAAGCGGCUACUGCCGUUGUUUUGGGAAGCAACCCUUAUAACGAGUUUUAUGACGGGCGAUGACACUCAACAUCAUCGCUGCUACAUGCAAUUUUUAAAGCCAGAGCUAAUUCAUCAUUCGUUUACACCGACCUUUCGGCAUUGUGUGGGAUUUACCCUGUCUAACUCUGUGUUUAAGAGUAAGAAGCAGGAACUUUAA